Oryza sativa Japonica Group (Japanese rice) is the source of this 855-nucleotide messenger RNA. RefSeq lists its product as uncharacterized. The record is from RefSeq and is a predicted model, not a curated record. Lineage: Eukaryota; Viridiplantae; Streptophyta; Magnoliopsida; Poales; Poaceae.
GAUACACACAAAGUAGAGAGAAAUGUCAUCAAUAUCUUACUUCUUAGUAGCUAUGCUCUUAUGCAACGGUUUUGGGUUCAUCGUGUCUGCUCAAGUGGUAGGUGGUGGUUCUUCCUCAAGAAUUCCAUCCUUCGUUGGGAUAGAUGGUGGAAGUAAUGUGAUUGGCGUUGGCAAAAGAUUGACUCCUACAGGCCCGAAUCCAGUCCACAAUGAAUUUCAACCUCCACCUCCACCUCCACCUCCAAGUCCUCCUAAUGGUGGUAAUGUGAUUGGCAAUGGCAAGAGAUUGACUCCUACAGGCCCGGAUCCAAUCCACAAUGAAUUUCAACCUCCACCUCCACCUCCACCUCCAAGUCCUCCUAAUGGUGGUAAGGUGAUUGGUGAUGGCAAGAGAUUGACUCCUACAGGCCCGGAUCCAGUCCACAAUAAAUUUCAACCUCCACCUCCAAGUCCUCCUAAUGGUGGUAACGUGAUUGGCGAUGGCAAGAGAUUGACUCCUACAGGCCCGGAUCCAAUCCACAAUGAAUUUCAACCUCCACCUCCCCCUCCACCUCCAAGUCCUCCUAAUGGUGCUAAUGUGAUUGGCGAUGGCAAGAGAUUGACUCCUAUAGGCCCGGAUCCAAUCCACAAUGAAUUUCCACCUCCACCUCCAAGUCCUCCUAAUGGUGCUAAUGUGAUUGGCGAUGGCAAGAGAUUGACUCCUACAGGCCCAGAUCCAGUCCACAAUGAAUUUCAACCUCCACCUCCAAGUCCUCCUAAUGGUAUGAUAGCAUAGAGCUUGAGUACUUGACAUGACACUAUGGAGAAGAGAUGUUAUUUAAAAAUAUAGCUGAAUGUAAAGCAUCCAGCUCAUGC